GUUAUCGGGUACCAAAGGGAGAUGAUACAUUUCUGGGCUUUCAAAAGUUAUUGGUAACCCGGAUCAACGUUACACACAGACACACACUAUGACAACUACGACAGUCAUAAAGUCACCCAGCACAGAGACUAUAUGAUAUUUAGGUCACGUUAUGAUAUUUCACCAACACAGAUCAAGCGUGUAAUCCAAACCUAUCAACAGGUCCGUGUUUGACACUGAAAGCGGGGUAACUCUGUGAGAGGUGAUUGUUCAGGAGUUCUCUGGAGUAAUCUUUUCUUUAAAAUGUGCUUUCUUGGAUUACAAAUUCUUACAGUUCAUGUGUUCGGAUUAUAUUUAAGUGCAAUGUGUUGAGCACCUAGAUCUAGACGCGUGUUUAAGCUGUAUUACUAUUGUUAUCCUGCAGUGCACUAUGUUUACAAACUAACAUAGAAGUGUAAUUCAAUUAAAAUCAUUAAUUCAUGACAGUGUUGUGAACACGAGUUGUAGUAAUUGGAUAAGGUUUGAUAACUCUAAUGACAACUAGAUCUAUAUCUAGUAGCUUACUUGCGUACUGGCUAUUUUUAGAAUCUAUGUGAAAGCGCAUGCGUGCGCCGACAGUUCAGCUGAAUUGGCUAUACUAUUAAUAUCCAGGCUAUGCAAGUGCUUCACCAACACUUCUACAAGACUUACUGAGACCUACCAUUAUGGUCUAGGCUAAUGCAAGACCUACAUCGUACGCUUGAGAUAUUCUGGCACUUAUGCUUUUGUUAGGAGUAACAAAAAUAAAGAGCAAAUAAACUAUUUUUAGCAACAGCAAGUGCAGAUUUCCAAAAGUGAUUCUUUUCACAUGUUCGGUUGGGUCAAUGGCAUGGAUCAGUGCGAUCUGAUUUCCCUCACGAGGAGUCAAGGUUAAAUAAAAUGGAACUUGGCUCUUGUGAUAUAAAGGGAUAGUAAUCCUUGAAGGAUUACGGGCACGACAUGGUCUAAUUUGUGCCGAUGUGCCAAAAACUCAAAACUCAAACUCAAAUAAAGGUCGAAAAUGUACAGAAAGUUCAAACUGGAAGUGACGAACCCUACAGGAGUGAGCAGCAUUUGUUCAUUGGACGUCAGGCAUGCCACUGCGCCAAUAGCGAAGAAGGCUCCAAGACUCGGAGAGAUCAGCGAGUCCAAGGAGGAUAACUGUACAGAUAAGAUGACUACUGGAAACUGUCACUUUGCAAGAGGUCAGGACAACCAAGACGAUAUGGUCAACAAGCAUUCCAGUACCUCAUCCUCCCCGGACAGGGAUCCCGCUGGGUUAACAGACCUAGACAGGAGCUGCAGGUCGGACGGCAAGAGUUACUCCCUCCCUCGUGGCUACCAGUGUGCGGAGGACACGGAUUUGAAGCCUUCGUAUAGAGGCUCUCACAAUCUAAGCAAACCCCCUCCUCUUAAUCACGUGACUAGAAGUUCGACUUACAGUGCUAAUUCUUUGGAGAGUUCUUUAACAUCGGCGGACUUAGUGGGUAACAACAACAAUAGUCCGGCAGAUCUGAUUAUUAAUAACCACAUCGGACAGACCGGACAAGUCGUGUCCGCUGGGGGAAAUUCCCAACAGAAUCAGAACGGUGAGCAAUUCGGCGGACACACUCCAUCCUCCCCUCUCGUGCACAGCGGGAGGGGUAUUUUGCCCCAAUCCUCCCCGGUUCACCUUCUGCAACGGAAGAUCUCAAACAUCACCGUCGACUCAGGCCGCAGCUCCACCAGCGGCGGCACCGAUGACAACAACGAGUGGGCCUUCGACGAGGAGGACGAAGACGCCCUGGUGGACGGGGUCGAAGAGAGGGAGGAAGAUCUGAUCCCACGCCGUCACAGCCUCGCCUGCGUGGAUUCCACGGGUCACCUCAACGUGCCCCAGUACCCGGACUUUCUCCUCGCCAACGAUGUUUCCCCGGACCUAAGAUUCUUUAGGACUCACUCCUCCUCGCGGGACGUCACCGCCUCGGCGCAGGGCGAACCCGAGGACAAAGCUUCGCCGUCGGCCACCACCGCCCCGGUCAGUGUGAAAAGAGCGCCAAAGAUUGUGUACAGCCAUUCCGAGGAUCGCCUGACCGCAUCCAGUGGUCAGCACAGGGCGAUUAUACCUUCCUUGCCUUACUCCCCUUACGGCUCCCCCACUGCCUCCCCUCGACUUAAAAGACAGCCCACAAUGGAGACGCACAGGGUUUCAGUUUCUGACGCGGACGGAUACACGCAAUUGAACCAGUACAAGCUGAAAGAUGAAAUUGGAAAGGGUUCCUACGGUAUUGUGAAGCUCGCAUACAACGAACAAAACGACGUCCAUUAUGCAAUGAAAAUUUUAUCCAAAACAAAGCUGAUGAAAAAAGCUGGAUUCUUUCGGCGUAUGCCUCCAAACAGGGAUGGUAGGAAGAACUCCAGACCACCGAACCCCCUCGAGAGGGUGUACCGUGAGAUCGCCAUUUUGAAAAAAUUGGAUCACCCGAACGUGGUGAAGCUGGUGGAGGUCCUGGACGACCCGGAUGAAGACAAACUGUAUCUAGUUUUUGAGCUGGUAGAAAAAGGGGAAGUUAUGACUGUACCUUCCGCGACGCCAUUUACAGAAGAGCUCUCUAGGAGUUACUUUCGUGAUAUUAUUUCUGGGAUUGAAUACCUACAUUACCAGAAAAUUAUUCAUAGAGAUAUAAAGCCUUCAAAUUUAUUGCUUGGAGACGAUGAUCAUAUAAAGAUUGCUGACUUUGGUGUUAGCAAUGAAUUCAGUGGUGGAGAUGCUUUUUUAACAAACACAGCUGGAACACCUGCGUUCAUGGCCCCUGAAACUCUUCAAGACGAUGCCCAAAACUUUCAAGGAAAGGCUUUGGAUAUCUGGGCUAUGGGUGUAACUCUGUAUUGCUUCACAUUUGGUAAAGUGCCUUUUGAAGAAGAAUAUGUCUUAGGUCUACACAAAAAGAUUCUGAAAGACUCAGUGCAAUUUCCUGAAAAGCCGGAAGUAAGUGAAGAAUUAAAAGACUUGAUACUUCAGAUGCUGGAUAAAAAUCCCACAACAAGAAUAACUCUGUCAGAAAUAAAGGAACAUGACUGGGUCACAUGUCAUGGACAGUUCCCCAUGCCAUCAGAAGAAGCAAACUGUGAAUUGGUUACUUUGACUGAAGAGGACUUGGCCAAUGUUGUAAAACAUGUCCCAAAAAUUGAGACUUUGAUCAUGGUCAAGAAAAUCUUAAAACAGAGAUCUUUUAGAAAUCCAUACAUUGGCACCAAGCUGAGUGCAAAUGUCAAGGAGGAAUUUAAAAGAACAGGUCGUUCCAAUUCAGCACCAGAGUCUUUCAACCAUGUUGUAAAAAGAAAAGUUUCUUCGGAUGCCAAUAUUGAUGUCCCUCUGAUGGAAGACAGUUGAUAAGUCCUGUAAAACAGUCAGCACAACUGGAAUUAACACUAACAUAAUCAAGGCCUUCGGAGUUCUAUGCUAGUUUCUCUCAUCUCAUUCCAGUAGCAGAUGGUUCUACAAGAAUAUGUAUAUCUAUAUUUUAUCUAAAGUGAACACAAAGAGUUACAGUAUUUUCUUCAAAUUAUAUUGUACAUAGGAUUUUAAAUAUUAAUAUUUGUCAACAUUAUUGUAUUUUUAUCUCAUCAUUGAUUACACCUAGAACUGUGACUGUGCAUGGACACUGAGACCUUUGUAGGCUACAGAUCAACUUUAAUAAUCAGACCAAGCUAGUGGUAUAAGUUUUUCACUUCAUCCUCCAUGAAAAGUGGCAUAAGGGCAAAACCCACUACAGCAGCCCUCAUUGAAAUAGAGUUUGAUGAUGAUGAUGAUGAGUGGUAGAGGGACAGUUGCAGUGAUGUCAUAAACCUUAUUGUUAAUAUUUAUCACAUAUGCCUAUUACCAAUAUAGAAUAUCAUCUAUACUGGCCUAUGGUAUUCACACAGUGAUUAAAAAGUGCAUGCUCACCAUAGCUACGAGGCAAGUGAGUGAUAAAACACCUUAUGACUGGCAUAGAAAAAGUAGCUGGCAGUAGAUGGCCCCGGUAAGAAAAAAGUUGGAGAGCUCUCAAAAAGGCUUUGGGACAAACAUUUGACACUCAUAGAAAAGCCUUUAUUGAAGACAGGUGCAGAAGAUGGAAAGAAAACUUUAAAUAGACCGCCAGUAUGAAAUGUGUGAAAAUUUGCAGGUCACAACUGGGUUUGCGUAGUCAUGUAAAACACUGCACUCAUCCUUAAUCUUCGGAAUCAAAGUCAUUGCCAUUAUCAAUGGAGAUCUUAGGCUUAAAAAGGAAUUUUCUUAUACACUAUGACUUAUCUUACCACAUUGACUUCAAUGACUUAUUUUUUUUACUACAAUGACUAUAAGGACUUUUAACUCACUGAAAUCAUACAGCCUGUACAUUUCCAUAUAUUUUUCUAUAUCUAAAUUAAAAUGCACCUGCUCUAUGCACCCUAAGAAUAUAUGUUUAUAUAUUUCUAUUCACAAAUUUUUUGUUUGUUUUUUUACUGAAUAGCUAGUGAGUACUGAUAAAUAUAAAUAUAUAUUCAAAAAUGAAAAAAAAAUCUUUCAUGAACUCAAUAAUUGACAAAAAUAGGUACUAAAUGUAAUAGUCAUCCAGGCCUAAAGUUGGUUACUCAAACAAAUUUUAACUUGUUAAAAAAAGUUAUCUUUUAAAAUUUUAGUACAUUUCUAAUCGGUCAUCAGCCAGAAUGGUAAUUAUCCCACUUACCCUAAGCAAUACAAUUUAAAGUCACUGGAGAGCAGAUGUGCUGACAUAAAAUAAUCCUGCCCAUAUAUAAACUCUAUGCUAUGACACUUAAUCAUUUAUACAUUUCUAAUCCUUCUAUACAAUGUCUUGGAUUUGUUAAGAAGCCUAAAAGGCAAUUGUUAUCUUUCAGUAGAAUUAGGUAUUAUAUAAGGUUUCUUUUUAAAUUAUCUUAAGUAAUUAUAUAAAUAAGGUUGUGCCUCUCUGAUAUUGUAUAUCAUAGUAAGAUACUUGUAUGUUGUGACAUGGCCUAAUGUGUGCCUAUGUGCCAAAUAAUCACUAAUCACUUUUAUGUUGAACUCAUAAUAAUUAGGGAAAAAAUCAAAUUUUUAUCAGAUUGUGAUUCUCUGCUUUUAAUUCUAUCAUUCAUUAAAUGCUUUGUAGGCCUACUUUUUUUCCCCCGAUUUUUUUUUUUUUGGUCUAUUCUAUGCAUUAGAAUUAUCAGCAUCAAACCUUAUUUUUUUUUAACAUUUUAAAAAAAAUUUACUUCAAAUACUUUUUGCAAUUACUUUAUUUUUUUAUUUUUAAUUUUGAUUCCAUUGUAAAAUGUAUGAAUCCAAAUAAUGAGUUUUAAAGAAUGUAUAAAUGUUAAAUAAGAAAGUUAUACUUGUGUUGUAUGUUACUGUUACACUUUUUAUCAUGACAUCUCCACAUAAAACCCUAUAUUCUACAUAACCUUUUUACAACCAAUGCAUAAUAAUAGAGCUCUGCCUAGGGUGAGUCACAGUGAGUGUUAGCAUAGAAGUCCUAUAGUUGUAUAUAUAUGAUAAAUAUCUAUCUAUUCUAAUGGACAAAAAGAGUGAGCCUAAAUGGGUAAUAAAUACAUAGCAUAUAUUAGAAACCUUCAAGUGGUUGAUUAUGUGCUGGCCACAUAUUACCACCUUAAAGUGUAGACAGUCAUAAACUGUUGGCUAUAGAGGUCUAUUCUCAUCCACUAUUCCUUAUUUUUCUUUAGAUAAUGAAAGGAAACUACAUAUACUUGGCUAGAAAUAAUCAUCUUUGUAGUAACCAGCUUGGUCAUUGCAAUGGAACCUCUGUUAAGUCUUACAUAAUGUUUACUGUGCAUCAACAAAUACUUAAUUUAAAAAAAAAAUGAAGUUAUAAAUAUUUUCAUCCUUAGAAAUAUAAAGCAAGAAGCAGCUGCCAGAAAACCUCAUAACAAAAUAAGAAACUGAACAACCUUGUUUUAGGGUCACAGAGUUCUGCCUAGUUAUAUUUAAAUCUUAACAAAAUGUUAUAAGAAGAAGAGCAUUAUGAAAUGUAUAAGCAGAAAUUCAAAGACUUAAAAUUAUUUUCUUUUUGUAACUCAGCCAAAGGAUGUUUUAAGCUGUAAAUUUUUUAACAGUGCUCCUUAUAGUAUUUACAUUGAUCUGUUUGAACAUGAUCCAAUCAAGCUUUAACAAAAAUGUAUGAAAACAAACAUAUUUCAUCCUGUUCUUGUAAUAAUGAUUUUGCUUAAAAUAUGCAACAUUUUCGUGUUAAUUAGAUUUUUUCUUUUUUUGACAUAAUAAUUUUUUUCUAGAAAAGAAAAUAUGAACACUAGAACCCAAACAUUCUUUAGGGCAAAAUGGAUUAUUUCUUAGACAGCUUACUUAGUAACAGGCAGAACUAAAAUAUUGUUAUUGCCCUGAUUCUCAUUAUUAGUGAUAUUAUUCUUCUUUUUUGCAUUUAUUUACUUGUAAUAUCAACAUGUAAAAUGGAAAUCAAUAUGACCUGAUAGUAGUUUUUUUAACCUUGGACUCUAAGUAAAUUCGUUAUCAUUCUUUUUACACACUACUGUAACUUAUUAAAAAAUGUUAAUGUUGAUUAAUACUAACAAAUAACAUUGGCCCAAAGCUAUACAACAAUUUUAUAUGAAUCAUAUGUACACCCUAUCUCCCUUACAGUAAUUUCUUCUCAGCUCUGUACGAAAAGCCACUUUCUGUAACAUGUUAAGUAACUUUUUCAAAAUUUUACUGAGUGUAUCUUUUAUAGCAUCUCUGAGAAAAGUUUUGGUCAAAGAUCCAGUGGAUACCGCCCAACUCUUAAUUAUGCGUACCACACUGUUGUCAAUAUUAUCCUUGGGUUAAAAUAGAUUUGUACUUGGAUGUAUCUAAUCCUCAUUGCUGAAGGAAGGACUGACAACUUUAUAUUCAGAUUUAUAAAAGGUCAACAUCUUAGUUGCUUCCCUGUACUAUGAGAUGGUUGUAGGAUAGUUCAUAUUAAAAUGUAUUUAAAGAUAAAAAAAAAACUGUAGUGUUAUAUUAUUUUGGAUAAAAUAAUUAGUGAAUUUUUAUUCAAGAUUUCAUUUUAUAAACUCUGUGUAACAAAUGUCCUAUUUAUACAUGUUUAUGUUUAGUACAUACAUUUUUAUUUUUAAUUUUGUGUAUAGCCUUUUUUUACUUCUUCUUUGCCCAUGGCCUUUCAGAUGUCUCCUCCCCCUUGGUCCUUUCAAACUAAGUGAAGAUAACUCUAUGUAUAUUUUACAUACCCGUGUACACACUUUUGUACACAAGUAAUUAAAAAAAAAUGAAAUUGUGCUUAAA
Biomphalaria glabrata is the source of this 7249-nucleotide messenger RNA. Its product is annotated as calcium/calmodulin-dependent protein kinase kinase 1-like. Gene Ontology annotation, molecular function: calcium/calmodulin-dependent protein kinase activity; ATP binding; calmodulin binding. Gene Ontology annotation, biological process: positive regulation of protein kinase activity; protein phosphorylation; intracellular signal transduction. The record is from RefSeq and is a predicted model, not a curated record. Bases 1019 to 3370 code for a protein of 783 amino acids. Lineage: Eukaryota; Metazoa; Mollusca; Gastropoda; Planorbidae. The transcript has 17 exons. Gene Ontology annotation, cellular component: cytoplasm.